AUGGUGAGAACACGAAACCAAGCAAAAGGGAAAUUACCUCGAAGAGGCCCUGCACCACAUUACUCCGGCUCUGGAAUCCUCUCCAACCCAGUCCACAUCGACGAUGAUGACACCUCAAGAAUCAUCAUGGACCCCGUCCCCAUCUCACGAGUGCCAUUCCAGACCAUCCAAGAACACCAAUCUGCAUCUUCAGGUAAUCCGGAACUCACUAUCGAUCUAUUUGGAAAAACCCUAGAUCAUGUGCCCAAUUUGGGGAAAAACCCUGAAUCAAACACAGGUGUUCUAGGUCACGGUCAAGAACCAUGUCCUUCUUCCCUCGACAUCCCUGAAAAAGACCUAAACAGGUCAUCAGGACAAAAUCACGAAACAGAGGAAACACAUUAUCAGGAAAUAGAAGAAUCACACAGUCUAGAACCAAACAAAAAGAGACUAAAAAGGACAGACCCAUAUGAAGGUGGUGAUCCUAGAGCCAAACGGCCAGAUGAUUUCCCAAUCAGAGCCGGGCCUCCUCAAAGACAACCCACUAACCCCCCACCAAGAUUACCCAAAUCCAAAAUAGCAAUCAAAAGGGGAAGUGAACCAGAGGAAGAUCUGAGCUGGGCUUCGGAAGAACACCCAGAUAAUGAUGUUGAAAAUAUUGUUCAAGAAAAGAGAAAACCUACUAGAAAAGGAAAGCAAAAGAAAAAGGGCAAAGGAAAGGUGUCACCAGCAGAUGAUCAGUCUACCCUACCAAAACCACACAGCACAAAAUUUUUGAGUCAACAAUCAGCAAAUCUGUGGAGCAAGGUUAUUGAAAGAAAGAUUCUUAGUCAAAAAUUACUUUUGAUAGACAAACUGAACAAACAUGAUCAAAUCCGAGAAAUCUUGACAAAAAAUCACCUACUUGGUUCUGUCACAAACAUAGAAGCCUAUGAUGAACAGGUUGUUCAAGAAUUCUACAGUAAUCUAACCAAAGACAUCACCAUCUCCACAAGUCCAAUGUAUGGAAAAAUAUAUCUAAGGGGAAAAUACUAUGAAUUCAAUCCGGAUAUCAUCAACAACCACAUCAACACCACUGAAGGAGAGGAAAGAAUACUCCUUGCAAAUGAUGAAGUCAAUCAAGAACUCACAGCAGGGAAUGUGAAUCUGGAGAAAAACAAAAUUAAGGCUGCAUCACUAACAAGCAAAUAUGCCGUAUUACAGAAAAUCGCACUGGCAAAUUGGAUGCCCUCAUUACAUGAGUCAACACUCAAAAGAAGCCUUGCAGACCUAUUAUAUAAGAUUGGAAAAGGGAUCAAAGUUGACCUUGGAAAUCUCAUCUACACACAGGUCACAAACCUGGCAGAAAACAAAGGAACCAAAGCUUGUCUUAUAUUUCCAAACCUCAUAUGUUCUGUCCUAGCAAAACAAGGACUCAAGAUUCACAAGCCAACAUUGUUUGAGCUAGAGGCUUCUGAGAAACAUGUAUUGAGGAAACAAAUGGAAAUCAAAGAAGAAAAAAUUGAAGUACAACAAUGGCUGAAAGCCCUGAAAUUAGAAAGUAAUGAAAAUGAAGAAAAUGAAGAAGGUGAUCAAGAACCUGAAGAUGACCAAGAAAAUGAAGAAAAUGAAGAAAAUGAAGAAGAAGAUUUUCAAGAACCUGAAGCUGAAAGUAGUGAAAACUCCACCUGA
Molecule: messenger RNA, 1650 nt
Organism: Ipomoea nil (Japanese morning glory)
Lineage: Eukaryota; Viridiplantae; Streptophyta; Magnoliopsida; Solanales; Convolvulaceae
Exons: 2
Coding region: 1-1650 (549 amino acids)
Source: RefSeq, a predicted model, not a curated record